AAGGCUGCUGGGAGUCCGCUGUCAUGGCGUCGCAUGUCAACACGGAGCAGGGCUGUUGACACAUGUGUUUCACUUUCAUUGUCAGCCGUUAAGCUUCCUAGGAAAAGAUGUCCGGCGCAAACAAAGCAAUCGAGUUACAACUUCAAAUGCGCCAGAAUGCGGACGAGCUGCAAACUUUCAUGAGAGAGAUGAAUGGCUGGGAGACAGACAUGAAGAGGAAAGACGAGGAGCUCAGAACGGGACACACCGAGGAGAACCAGAAUAAUCUACCCCCUGUGCGUAACAAAGAUUUCAAAAAGAAGAGGAGAAAGACCAAACCGUCCGAGGAGAACAGUCAGCCGAAGACGGACGAACCCAAAGAAACGCCGAGAAUUAACGCCUUCGACUAUAAAGCAUGGGACAAAUUUGACGUGGACAAGGCUCUGUCCGCCGUCGAUAAGGAAGAGAGUCCAGCGGGCGGCUCGGACUCAGACUCUGAGGACGCCACAGCAGCAGUGGACCACAGCCUGGCGCUGUCUGAGAAAGAGAAGGGCAACGCGCUGUUCAGAGAGGGGAAGUACGACGACGCCGUUGAGUGUUACACCCGAGGGAUGAGCGCUGACCCCUACAACCCCGUCCUCCCCACGAACCGGGCCUCCUGCUUCCACCGACUCAAAAAGUUUUCAGUGGCCGAGUCCGACUGCAACCUGGCGAUCGCAUUGGACAGCAACUACUUCAAAGCCUUCGCCCGCAGAGGGGCGGCCCGGUUCGCCCUGGAGAAGUACAACUCGGCCUUGGAAGAUUACGAAACUGUUCUGAAGCUCGAUCCCAGGAACGCCGACGCGAAGACGGAAGUGAACAAAAUAAAGAAGGUCAUAGCGGACCGCGGCACGGACGUCUCGAGCCAGGCCGCCCCCCCAGAGGAGGCCCCCGCCGUGAUGGACCCCCAGCAGCAGAAACGUCUGGAGGAACAGCAGAAGAGACAAGAGGCGGUGAUGCAGAAGGACAGAGGCAACGCGUACUUCAAAGAGGGGAAGUACGAGGCGGCGCUGGACUGCUACACCGGAGGCAUGGAGGCCGACCCUACCAACGCCCUCCUGCCCGCCAACAGAGCCAUGGCCUACCUCAAGCUGGAGAGGUACAAGCAGGCCGAGGAUGACUGCGGCACGGCCCUCACCCUGGACAGCACCUACUCCAAGGCCUUCGCCCGCAGAGGCACGGCCCGUCUGGCUCUGGGGAAGCUCCGUGAGGCCCAGCAAGACUUCCAGGAGCUGCUGAAACUCGAACCCGGAAACAAGCAAGCGUUGAACGAGCUCCAGAAAAUAAAAAUCGAGACUGGAGCGUCCGGCGGCCUCCUGGGAACGGAGGACGACGCUCCCAGACGCACGGUCCAGCCGCUGGAGAAACCGGCACACCUCCGCUCCGCCAAGCCCCUGAGGAGGGUUGACAUCGAGGAGGUGGGGGGAGACGUUCCGGUCCCGGACCAGGUCUGGCCGGGGGUCCCGUCGGGGUCGGUGCCCCAGGACCCCUCCUGGUCCCCGGGCCAGGGCCAGGGCCAGGGCCAGGGCCAGGGCCAGGGCCAGUCGAAGGAGGCCGGAGACCAGGCCUCUCCACUCUCCACCUCCCCCAGCGCCAAGGUCCUUAAGAUCGAGGAGAUAUCGGACGUCCCGACGCAGACGGCAGCACGGAGUGCUCCGGGGGGUGACGUCAUGAGACCGGACCCUGCCGCUCGUCUCCCAGCAGCCCCCACCCCCACCCCCACCAGUACCACCAGUACCACCAGCACCACCGCCCCCAGCUCCGUCAGGUCGUCCAUUGACCCGACGGAGCUGUUACCCGCGCCGGCAACAAACAGCUACCAGUUUGAGGCAGACCUCCGGACCAUCGGCCCUCAUCAGCCCCAACAGAUCUACAGAUAUCUCAGGCAAAUGGAGCCGGCAGCAUACGCCAAGAUCUUCCAGAACUCUCUGGAAUCUGACCUCCUCAACCAGAUCCUGAAGACCCUACUGGAGUUCUACACCGAGAAUGAAACACCAGCACUCAUACUGGGAAUCCUCACAAAUCUGGCCAGUGUGCGGAGAUUCGACAUGGCCAUUAUGUUCAUGUCUUCGGCAGAGAAGAAAGUUCUCCGGGAACUGUUUGAUUUCCUCCAACAAGCUCCCUUGGAAAAAGGCGCUUUGAAAACCCUGCGAAAGAAAUAUGACAUCUGACCCUAUGACAACGGGUAUCAAGCGGAAUUGACCUGUGGUCACCACAAGCUUUAACAACAACUUUGCCAACAGUGCAACUUGCUUUUCUGUAUUCUACUGUAGUGUUGUUCACACAUAGGUUUGUUUAUGCAAGAGCUGGACUUUCCCGUUGGCAAGAUUGAACGUAUUGAUUAGUAUUUCAACUGUCAGUGGGUUGCUGUCUUUGGUACUUUCUCCUUUAUGUCGGGCCCACUUGAAAAGUUCAUUUUUGAUGUUUUUUGUCCUUUGCGUGAGAACAGCUUGUAAACUCGACUGGACAAUAGUAAAGGUUUCAAAUAAAACACUUAACUGGAGUCAAACUUUGGAAUCCAUCUCUUUUGUCUAAAGGAGUCCGAGCUGAACGGUAAAUAAAGGCGUAUUACAUUCAGCAUUACCGUAAAGGUUAAUGCAGUUGAACAAACAAUCGUAUCGCUAAUGUCAGUUGAUAAGAACGAUGACAGAUUGACCGGCUCAGUAUAGGCAACAGCAUUGACUCCAAAGAUUUAUUAGAGAUUGCAUAGUUUGGCUUAUAUAUCAUGAAACUGAAAAGGUAUCGGUCGGUUUGGGGACGGAUACUUCAAUAGAGUACUGUUGCUAGAAUCAUGUUUGCAUCUUAUAGAAACAACAACCAUAGAAUGAUUAUCAAAUAUACACAACCAUAAUCUAUUGUCACGGCCUACUGCAUCGCAGAAAGACUUCCAAGUUGAAUGUUGCUUCUCAUCCUCCACUCAACAUCCACACCAAUGGGGUUCUGGGAGGAAACAAGAUAAAUAAAACACAAUAUUGCAUUAUAAAAUGUAAUGCAUUUAUAUAGCUCUUUUCUAACCAGUGGCCAAUCAAAGCGUUUUACAAUACUGCAUCACAUUCACCCAUUCAUAGACACAUUCACACACCGACAGCGGUGUUUACCAUGCAAGACGAUAGCCAGCUCGUCGUGAGCAGUCAGGGUUAGAGGUGCCUUGCUCAGGGACACCUGGACACUCUGAUAGGAAGAGCCGGGGAUCAAACUAGCAAACUUAUGGAAACCAGCCAACCCGCUCUGCCUCUUGAGCCACAUGCUGCCCUGAUUAAGUGGGAGGUAACCGUGACCACGAUAAAACCUACUCGUCCCGUGAAAGGGCUGAUUAUGGUUCCACGUUGACGCAACGCAAGGACAACGCAAACGCUUUCGAAGCAGUCGUGAACCUGUUGUGGUUCUGCGUCGGGUUUUAGUGAGCGGACCAAUCAAAGCCCUUUCUGCUGCGUCGCCUCGACCCAUGGUUACACUUUUCGGGAGGCGAACGUCAGGCCCUUGCGGUGGACGCAAGGAGGGUCUGCAAGGACGUAGUGGGUCCGUGAACCCCCUUUGUAUUGCGUUAACGUGGAACCAUAACGAAGCCUUAAGAGCGGCCGUGACGCAGACCACCCACCUGAGACGGUGAGAGUAUCGUUGACUGUGGCGGUCUUCCCCGAGAGGGUGUUCUGCGCCUGGCAGCUGAUGGACUCCGUGGCCACGUAGCGGCUGACGGUGAUGUCGAUGGAGCUGCCCUUCACCGGGGAGCCGUACACGGUCCAGGUGUAGGUGCAGGCCGGACUGCAGGUGGCGCUGCACGUGAACGAGGCCUUGACCCCGACCUCUAUAGAAGGCGAUCCGGAGAUGGUGACGUCCACUGGCCCGUCUGAGAACAGGAGCAGCAACUUUGAAGCGGCUCAAUGAUUGGACAUGCCUUUAAAAUAUCAACGCAUCAUUUUGGGCGGUUCGAUGUCGAAAAGCUGUUCAAUUGGAUUCAAACUAGAAUGUAGGAACUUGUAGAACAUUUUUUAAUGGUAGAUUGAAAGAGGUACGUCUACCGACAUAACAAUAAUGUCCAUGGUCACUUCUGUGGAUAUUCGAUGCAUUGUUUCCGAUGAUUUAUACGGUAAUGUUGGAAUAAAGAAGAGCGAGCGGGUUUCCCUUACAAGGUACGAUGACGGUGGUCUCAGCAGAGCUGUUCUUCAUGGUCAGAGGGUCGUACGCAACGCAGCGGAGGACGGCUUGGUUGGGUGGAGUCACUGGUGUGAAGGAGAUGGAGGCGUUCGUGGACAGCAUCUUGCCGUUGUAGAACCAGCUGAUGGAGCAGGCCGGAUAGCAGUCGGCCACACACUGCAGGGCUGUGAUGGAUCCAGCCAGGGCAGUCAGCUCCUUACCGACUGCACCCUUGUUAACCUCAACGAUCUGGACUUUGAUGGGUCCAACUGGAAAAUACAACAGGUAUUCCACGGAUUAGAUGCGACAGCUUUGUGUUGAUCUACUAUUUAGGAGAACAUAACAAAUACCAUGAAGAUCCAAUGAGUUUCACAGUCCAUGUGUCAUAAUGCUUAGGACUAGGUAAGGUCAGCACCCCUAGACACUAGGUAAGGUCGUACCCAUCACAACUAAAGGUAUCAUCUUAUAAAAUUUGUUGAAGGUGAAAUAUGUAACGUCAGCUCACAUGUACCACAUCGCUACAGAGUCGGGGUUUGAGAACAGUCCCUUGUUUUUGUUUUUUUUAAACCUACAAGAAGCUCAUUUGGUCUGGUAUGACCAGUGAUGGGUGAGUGGUUAUGACGUCUCCUUACAAGGAACGAUGACGGUGGUCUCAGCAGAGCUGUUCUUCAUGGUCAGAGGGUCGUACGCAACGCAGCGGAGGACGGCUUGGUUGGGUGGAGUCACUGGUGUGAAGGAGAUGGAGGCGUUCCUGGACAGCAUCUUGCCGUUGUAGAACCAGCUGAUGGAGCAGGCCGGAUAGCAGUCGGCCACACACUGCAGGGCUGUGAUGGAUCCAGCCAGGGCAGUCAGCUCCUUACCGACUGGACCCUUUUGGGCUUCAAUGAUCUCCACUUUGAAGGGUCCAACUGGAGAGUUGAAGAUGCAUUCGCGGAUUAGAUGAGA
This is a messenger RNA of Gadus chalcogrammus (walleye pollock), 5097 nucleotides long. RefSeq names its product RNA polymerase II associated protein 3 (gene rpap3). The record is from RefSeq and is a predicted model, not a curated record. The coding region runs from base 108 to 2189 and encodes 693 amino acids. Lineage: Eukaryota; Metazoa; Chordata; Actinopteri; Gadiformes; Gadidae. Gene Ontology annotation, molecular function: protein binding. The transcript has 17 exons.